Molecule: messenger RNA, 2847 nt
Organism: Gavia stellata (red-throated loon)
Lineage: Eukaryota; Metazoa; Chordata; Aves; Gaviiformes; Gaviidae
Gene: SLITRK3
Product: SLIT and NTRK like family member 3
Exons: 1
Coding region: 1-2847 (948 amino acids)
Biological process (GO): positive regulation of synapse assembly; regulation of presynapse assembly; axonogenesis
Cellular component (GO): GABA-ergic synapse; postsynaptic density membrane
Molecular function (GO): protein binding
Source: RefSeq, a predicted model, not a curated record
AUGAUGAAACCUUCCACGGCAGAGACGCUUCAUAAAGGAAGGAUGUUGUGGAUAAUUCUUCUAAGCACAAUUGCUCUAGCAUGGACUACACCAAUUCCCUUGAUAGAGGACUCGGAGGAACUCGAUGAGCCCUGCUUUGAUCCAUGUUACUGUGAAGUGAAGGAGAGCCUUUUCCAUAUACAUUGUGACAACAAAGGAUUUAUAAAUAUUAGUCAGAUAACAGAGUCGUGGUCGAGACCUUUUAAACUUUAUCUGCAGAGGAAUUCCAUGAGGAAAUUGUACACCAACAGUUUUCUUCACUUGAACAAUGCUGUGUCUAUUAACCUUGGGAACAAUGCACUGCAGGACAUUCAGACGGGGGCUUUUAACGGGCUCCGAGUUCUGAAGAGGUUGUAUUUGCACGAAAACAAAUUGGACAUUUUCCGAAACGACACUUUCCUGGGUUUGGAAAGUCUGGAAUAUCUGCAGGCAGAUUACAAUGUCAUUAAGCGGAUUGAAAGCGGGGCGUUUCGAAACCUGAGUAAAUUGAGGGUCCUUAUCCUAAAUGACAAUCUUAUCCCCAUGCUUCCCACCAACUUAUUUAAGUCCGUGUCCUUAACCCACUUGGACUUGCGCGGGAACCGGCUAAAAGUCCUUUCGUACCGCGGGAUGUUGGACCAUAUUGGCAGGAGCCUGAUGGAGAUCCAGCUGGAGGAGAACCCGUGGAACUGCACGUGUGAGAUCGUGCAGCUGAAGAGCUGGCUGGAGCGCAUCCCCUACACCGCCCUGGUGGGGGACAUCACCUGCGAGACCCCCUUCCACUUCCACGGGAAGGACCUGCGGGAAAUCAAAAGAAGUAAGCUCUGUCCCAUGCUGUCCGACUCCGAGGUGGAAGCCAGCCUGGGCAUCCCUCAGCUGUCGUCCAGCAAGGAGAACGCGUGGCCUACGAAGCCUUCCUCCAUGCUGUCCUCCUUCCAUUUCACCGCUUCCUCUGUUGAGUACAAAACGUCCAAUAAGCAGCCCAAACCCACCAAGCAGCCCAGGGCGCCCCGGCCUCCCCCGACAUCCCGCGGGCUGUACCCCGGGCCCAACCAACCGCCCGUGGCUGCCUACCAGACCCGGCCCCCCAUCCCCAUCAUCUGCCCCACCGGGUGCUCUUGCAGUUUGCACAUCAACGACCUGGGCCUGACGGUCAACUGCAAGGAGCGAGGGUUUCACAACAUCUCCGAGCUCCUGCCCAGGCCCUUGAACGCCAAGAAGCUGUACCUGAGCGGGAAUUUGAUCCAGAAAAUCUACCGCUCCGAUUUCUGGAAUUUUUCCUCCUUGGAUCUCUUACACCUGGGGAACAACCGCAUCUCCUACGUGCAGGACGGGGCUUUUAUCAACCUGCCGAAUCUCAAGAGCCUGUACCUGAACGGCAACGACAUCGAGCGGCUCACCCCGGGCAUGUUCCGGGGCCUGCAGAGUUUGCAUUACCUGUACUUCGAGUACAACCUGAUCAGGGAAAUCCAGCCGGCGGCCUUCAGCCUCAUGCCCAACCUGAAGCUGCUCUUCCUCAACGACAACUUGCUCCGCACCCUGCCCACCGACGCCUUCGCCGGCACCUCCCUGGCCCGCCUCAACCUGCGCAACAACCACUUCUUGGCGCUGCCGGUGGCCGGGGUGCUGGAGCACCUCCACGCCAUCGUCCAGAUCGACCUGAAGCUCAACCCUUGGGACUGCACCUGCGAGCUGGUGCCGCUCAAGCAGUGGCUGGAGGCGCUCAGCUCCGUCAGCGUGGUGGGCGAGGUGCUGUGCGCCAGCCCCGAGCGCCUGGCCCGCCGCGACCUGCGCGCCCUGGAGCUGGCGGCCCUCUGCCCCGCCGCCCUGCGCCCCGCCGCCGCCGCCGCCGCCGCCGCCUCGCCCCCCGCCGCCCCUCCGCCGCCCUCCGCCACCGGCGCGGCCGCCUACGAGCUGCCGCCGGCCGCCGCCGCCGUGCCGCUCUCCGUCCUCAUCCUCAGCCUCCUCGUCCUCUUCUUCUCCGCCGUGCUGGUCGCCGCCGGGCUCUUCGCCUUCGUGCUGCGCCGUCGCCGGCGGAAGCUGCCCUUCCGCGGCCCGCGGGCGGAGGCGGCCGACCUGGGCGGCGUGCCGCUGCGCUGCCCGCGGCUCUUCGAGGAGGGCGGCGGCGGCGGCGGCCCCGGUGGCGGCGGCGGGGGGGAGCGCUCCCCGGAGAAGGCGCCCCCGGCGGGCCACGUCUACGACUACAUCCCGCACCCGGUGACCCAGAUGUGCAACAACCCCAUCUACAAGCCGCGGGAGGAGGAGGAGGCGGCGGGCGGCGGCGGCGGCGGGGAGGCGGCGGAGCUGCUGCGGGGCGGCGGCGAGCGCUUCGCCCACGCCGCCGCCGCCGCCGCCGCCGCCGCGCAGGAGCCGGGCACCAACUACCGCACCUUGCUGGAGAAGGAGCAGGAGUGGAGCCUGGCCGUGUCCAGCUCGCAGCUCAACACCAUCGUCGCCGUCCACCCUCAGCACCCCGCGGGCGGCGGGCUGGCGGCGGGCGGCGGCGGGCUCGGGGGGGCGGCGGCGGCGGCGGCGGCGGCGGCGGGAGCCCCGCGGGACCGCGACCGCCCGCCGCCCUGCGCCGUGGGCUUCGUGGACUGCCUGUACGGCACCGUGCCCAAGCUGAAGGAACUGCACGUCCACCCCCCUGGCAUGCAAUACCCGGACCUCCAGCAGGACGCCAGGCUCAAAGAAACCCUUCUCUUCGCGGCCGGCAAGGGCUUCUCAGACCACCAAACCCCCACAAGCGAAUACCUCGAGUUAAGGGCCAAACUCCAAACCAAGCCGGAUUACCUCGAAGUCCUGGAGAAGACCACGUACCGGUUCUGA